Cuscuta campestris is the source of this 1865-nucleotide messenger RNA. The record is from the annotation of a GenBank genome assembly. NCBI's taxonomy places the organism in Eukaryota, Viridiplantae, Streptophyta, Magnoliopsida, Solanales, Convolvulaceae.
GUCAUCAAUUUGGUAUGGUACAUUUGUUGCCAGAUUUCACGUAGCAAAUUCCGACUGCCCCCUAAAAAUGGAGUACGGAAAUCCGAAUUAGGGUACCCAAUGAUCGAUGGCCAUAUGCCACAACAAUUGCACCUCUUGAUUCUGGUCAAUUUCUCAAUUUUCCCAUUCUUCUUGGAAUCGAGAUCCGUGUUCAUCUGAAGAUAUGGGGUUGCCGGAGAUGGAAUCCAUGGCGUCGGCGAUCGGAGUGUCCGUGCCGGUGCUCAGAUUCCUGCUGUGCUUCGCUGCCACUAUUCCGGUGAGUUUGCUUCAUCGGUUUCUACCCGGCGGCGCAGCCGGGAGGCACGUCUACGCCGCCGUGACCGGCGCCGGGCUCUCUUACUUGUCUUUUGGGUUUUCGUCGAAUCUCCACUUUUUGGUUCCCAUGCUCUUGGGAUACGUUUCGAUGCUCGUUAGCCGCGCUUAUUGCGGGGCCAUCACUUUUUUCUUGGCCUUUGGUUAUCUCAUUGGAUGCCAUGUAUACUACAUGAGCGGGGAUGCAUGGAAAGAAGGUGGAAUUGAUGCUACAGGUGCUUUAAUGGUGAUUACCCUGAAAAUCAUUUCGUGUGUUAUAAAUUACCAAGAUGGAAUGCAUAAAGAAGAGGGUUUAAGCGAGGCACAGAAAAAAAAUCGUUUGACCCAUCGGCCAUCAUUGCUGGAGUACUGUGGCUAUUGCCUCUGUUGUGGAAGCCAUUUUGCCGGUCCAGUCUAUGAAAUGAAAGAUUACCUUGAAUGGACGGAGAGAAAAGGAAUAUGGAAGCCUUCGGAGAAAGGGCAUCCUUCACCUUUUGUGCCAACAUUAAGGGCUAUUUUUCAAGCAGCUCUUUGUAUGGGAAUCUAUCUGUACUUGGUCCCUUAUUUCCCUCUUUCCAGAUUUACUGAUUCAUUAUACCAAGAAUGGGGAUUUUGGAAACGGCUGGGUUAUCAGUACAUGUCUGGCUUUACUGCACGUUGGAAGUAUUAUUUUAUCUGGUCAAUCUCAGAAGCCUCUAUCAUUAUUUCUGGUCUGGGUUUCAGCGGUUGGACAGAUUCUUCAAAACCAAAACCACGUUGGGACCGUGCAAAAAAUGUAGACAUAUUAGGUGUUGAACUGGCAAGAAGCUCAGUUGAGUUGCCUCUUGUAUGGAACAUACAAGUCAGCACCUGGCUACGUCAUUAUGUCUAUGAGAGGCUCAUCCAAAAGGGAAAGAAGCCUGGUUUCUUCCAGUUGUUGGCUACUCAGACGGUCAGCGCAGUAUGGCAUGGUUUAUAUCCCGGGUACAUUAUAUUCUUUGUCCAAUCUGCCAUUAUGAUUUCUGGUUCAAAAGUGAUUUACAGAUGGAAACAAGCUAUAAGCAGUCCUAUCGUAAAGAGGAUUCUAGCAUUCUUUAACUUUGCCUACACUGUUCUGGUUCUCAAUUACUCUUGUGUUGGUUUCAUGGUAUUGAGCCUCCAUGAAACUGUGGCUUCAUAUGGCAGCGUAUACUAUGUGGGGACGGUUGUGCCUAUUGCUUUGACCCUGCUCGGUAACGUCAUCAAACCAGCGAGGCCAUCGAAAUCCAAGGCUCGAAAAGAUCAGUGAGCUAAGGAUCACUUUUUUUUUGGGGGGGGGGGGGGGGGGGGUUUGCACGUUGCGUUAUGUGUAGCAUCUGUGUGGGUGAUAUGCUCAUUUGCCCCUUGCACAUUUGAGUGUGUUAUUGUUGUUUGGAUUUUCAUUUUAAAUGAUACAAAACUUAUUAAGCCUUAAUAAUGUAUCACUUUGCUAAGUGAUAGAAUUGAUCUCUAAACUAUUCUAUGGGCGCUUGUUGUUGAUUCAUAGUUGGUGGCUCAAAGAAAUGUUUUGGAACUUG